Molecule: messenger RNA, 2900 nt
Organism: Anas platyrhynchos (mallard)
Lineage: Eukaryota; Metazoa; Chordata; Aves; Anseriformes; Anatidae
Gene: TSHR
Product: thyroid stimulating hormone receptor
Biological process (GO): hormone-mediated signaling pathway; adenylate cyclase-activating G protein-coupled receptor signaling pathway; activation of adenylate cyclase activity
Cellular component (GO): plasma membrane
Molecular function (GO): G protein-coupled peptide receptor activity; thyroid-stimulating hormone receptor activity
Source: RefSeq, a predicted model, not a curated record
GAGGGCGGAGGCGCCGCUGCCCAGCCCCGCGGUGCCGCCUUUGCCGGGCGGCGCUCCCCGGCCGGGCAGCGCCGGGCGCCCCGCGGCUCGCCCGUCUCCUGCCGGCCCCUCGGAGGAGCGAGGGGCAGAGCCGGGGGGAGAGUGGGCAGAGAAGAUGCAGUGCCUGCCGGUAGCCUUCCAGCUGGUGCUGGUGCUGGUGUUGGUGCUGUGCAGCCAGGGCACGGAGCUGUGCCCUUCAGCCUUCUGCGAGUGUUCCGACUGGGACGACUACAGAAUCACCUGCAGGGACAUCCAUUUCAUCCCCAGCCUGCCGGAGCACACUCAGACCCUGAGGUUUAUGGAGACUCAUCUAAGAACAAUUCCAAGUGAAGCUUUUUCCAACCUCCCCAACAUCUCUAGGAUCUAUAUCUCCAUAGAUGAAACCCUUCAGAGUCUGGAGGCCCAUUCCUUCAACAGUUUAAGUAAAGUCACUCAUAUUGAAAUUCGAAAUCUUAGAAACUUGGAUUACAUAGAUCCAGAUGCCUUUAAGAACCUCCCACUGUUGAAAUACCUUGGUAUUUUUAAUACUGGACUCAAAGUAUUUCCUGACCUCACCAAAAUCUACUCAUCUGAUGUGAACUUUUUACUUGAAAUUGCAGAUAAUCCUUUCAUGACUUCAGUGCCUGCAAAUGCUUUCCAUGGGCUCUGUAAUGAAUCUCUAACCCUCAAACUCUACAAUAAUGGUUUUACCAGCAUCCAAGGCCAUGCUUUUAAUGGGACAAAUCUAGAUGCAAUCUAUCUGCACAAGAACAAAUACCUGAAAGUUAUCAAUGAAGAUGCAUUUCUGGGAGUACACAGCGGACCAACUCUACUGGAUAUCUCCAGAACAGAGAUUGUUAAUCUUCCAGCCAAAGGACUGGAAAGCCUUAAAGAACUAAUGGCCAAAAACACAUGGACUUUAAAGAAGUUACCAGCUGUAAAGGUUUUUUUUCAACUAAUGCGAGCUGAUCUGUCCUAUCCAAGUCACUGCUGUGCUUUCAAGCACAUGAAAAAAAGCAGUGGAAUUCUGGAGUAUCUGAUGUGUAACCAGACCAGCAGUCACAGCUUUCGUAAGAGAAGAUCAGUCAAAACUCUCAGAGGUCCACUUUACAAAGAUUAUACAGAAGAAUACACAGACCACACUGAUACUACAUAUGACAAAAACACCAAGUUCAGAAAUUUUCAUGAAAAUUCCCAAUAUUACAUUUUUUUCGAAGAUCAUGGGGAAGGAAAUGUUGGAUUUGGCCAAGAGCUGAAGAACCCUCAAACAGACGACAUGCAGACCUUUGACAGUCAUUAUGACUAUCCUGUCUGUGGAAGCAACGAGGAUGUAAUAUGCACUCCAGAACCUGAUGAGUUUAAUCCCUGUGAGGACAUUAUGGGAUAUCAAUUUCUGAGGAUUGUGGUGUGGUUUGUGAACCUGUUGGCCAUCCUAGGUAACAUUUUUGUCCUUUUCAUCCUUCUGACUAGCCACUACAAAUUGACUGUACCACGCUUUCUUAUGUGUAACUUGGCCUUUGCUGAUUUUUGCAUGGGGUUAUACCUUCUCCUGAUUGCUUCAGUGGAUCUCUACACCAGGUCAGAGUACUAUAAUCAUGCUAUAGAGUGGCAGACAGGGCCUGGCUGCAACACAGCAGGCUUUUUCACAGUCUUUGCUAGUGAACUUUCUAUAUACACACUCACUGUGAUCACCCUGGAGCGCUGGUACGCCAUCACGUUUGCCAUGCGCCCAGAUCGGAAGAUUCGCCUCCGGCAUGCUUUGGUUAUCAUGCUGGGAGGUUGGCUCUCAUGCUUUCUCCUGGCCCUUAUGCCACUGGUUGGAGUCAGCAGCUACAGCAAAGUCAGCAUCUGCUUGCCUAUGGACACAGAAACACCAGUGGCUGAAGCCUACGUUGUCUUUGUUUUAAUAUGUAACAUCAUCGCUUUUGUCAUCAUUUGUGCCUGCUACAUAAAAAUCUACAUCACUGUGCGAAACCCUCAGUACAAGUCAGGGGACAAAGACACCAAGAUUGCCAAACGGAUGGCUGUGUUGAUUUUUACUGACUUUCUGUGCAUGGCUCCCAUCUCUUUCCAUGCUUUAUCUGCCAUUAUGAACAAACCACUGAUAACUGUCACUAAUUCAAAGAUUUUGCUGGUACUCUUCUACCCACUCAAUUCUUGUGCCAACCCAUUUCUAUAUGCUAUUUUCACCAAAGCUUUCCAAAGAGAUGUGUUUAUCCUGCUAAGCAAGUUUGGAAUAUGUGAGCAUCAGGCUCAAGUCUACAGAGGCCAGACAAUCUCAGCCAAAAACAGCAGUGGCUCUUACGGGCAGAGAAUCAGCCGAGGGGUAGGUCAGAUUCUUACGAGCAUUCAAGACCCAGUCAAUGAUUACCUUCCUGCUAUGACAACGCAAAACCAAAUUCUUGUCGAGGAAUCCAAGCAAACUGAGCUAUGACAUCUCCAAGUAUCACAACCACAAUCUAGUCAAGAGCUGGCUGUGCAUACAGAAAGUUGAAUGAGAAGAUAAUGUUUUCUCCUUAUCCUUUUUUCCCUACCCUAUCCUUGUGAUGUCUCAAAUAGCUUCUGAAAGAUGAGUCACUUGAACCUUGUCUCACAUUCUUAUCAGUGCAGGUGACAAGAUACUGUCCCAAUGAUGCUGCUGGAAAUGGAUGUGAAGGUUCUAUAUAAAUUUCCUAUAUAAAUAGGAAAUUUAAUAUACUGAAAUAAAGUCAGCAAAUAUUAAAUGUACCUUCAUCUAAAAAAAAAAAAAUAAGGAAGCAGGAGACCAAGCAUAAAACGUCAGGGUACCAUUGUCAGGGUACUGUUAUGACUAAAAUGGACGUACAGUCUUAGAGAUAAAAUGAGAUUAAAAAAUAUUAAAAGUUGAAGCUCUUCAGUAUUAA